AUGGGUCUAACCAUAACUUGGUGUGGACCAGCCAUUAACUCUCCAAUCUUAGCUGAGAUCGUUCCUCCUAAGCAUCGAACCAUGAUCUAUGCCUUUGAUCGUGCACUCGAAGGGUCUUUGUCUUCGUUUGGUGCUCCUUUGGUUGGGAUUAUGUCGGAGAAAAUGUUUGGGUUUGACUCAAAUGGAACUGACAUUAUUAAAGAUUCUGGUCGUGCUGCUGAGGCGUUGUCGAAAGGGAUCUUGUCAAUGAUGGUUGUCCCGUUUGGAUUGUGUUGUCUUGGUUACACACCGUUACAUUUUCUUUUUCAGAAAGAUCGAAAAAUCGCUAAAACUUCGAGUUCGAGGAAAAUAGAGAUGAUAUGAGAAUUCUUAUGUUCUUCUUCA
Molecule: messenger RNA, 384 nt
Organism: Camelina sativa (false flax)
Lineage: Eukaryota; Viridiplantae; Streptophyta; Magnoliopsida; Brassicales; Brassicaceae
Source: RefSeq, a predicted model, not a curated record